GAUAACCAUUUUGACGUUUCUCUUGUUUUGCUUGGUCUUUUUUGAGCGCUAUUUGCACGUGUUUUGUUCGCUAGUAUUUAUAAAAUUCGGUGAUUAAAUUAUUUUUACACAUUUUUUAAUAAGUGAAUCAACACAAUGCAGCACGACGAUGUGGUGUGGAGCAUUAUAAACAAAUCAUUUUGCUCACAUAAAGUCAAAACCGAUACGCGUACGUUUUGUCGACAUGAAUACAAUUUAACCGGUCUUUGUACACGCCGCACAUGUCCACUGGCUAACUCACAAUAUGCCACUGUCCGCGAAGAAAAGGGAAUAAUUUAUCUUUACAUGAAGACGGCGGAACGAGCACACAUGCCUAACAAACUGUGGGAACGUGUAAAAUUGUCACGCAACUUCGAAAAGGCCAUCGAACAGAUUAAUGAAAACUUGGUGUUUUGGCCAAAGUAUAUGAUUGCUAAAAAUAAGCAACGUUUUUUGAAAAUCACACAGUACCUCAUACGUAUGCGUAAACUGAAAUUGAGGCGGCAAAAAUUAAUCGUUCCACUUUCGCGAAAGAUUGAGAGGCGAGAAGCUCGCCGAGAGCAAAAGGCAUUGAUUGCCGCUAAAAUCGACAACCAUAUCGAAAAAGAGUUAUUGGAACGAUUAAAAAGUGGCACUUACCAAGAUAUUUAUAAUUUCCCACAAACGGCGUUCAACAAAGCGUUGGAAGCGGAAGAGGUGGAGGAUGAAGAAGUAAGUGAGGAUGAAGAGCAAGAAGUUGAAAAAGAAAUGGAAGUGGACGAUGAGGUGCGGCGCGAGUUGCUUGACGAAGAAUUUGUCGAAGCCGAUUCAGAUGAGGAAGAAGACGACGCGGACGAAGAUGAUGCCGGCAGUGAUUCGGGCGAGCGGGAAGAAAUCGAAAAGGACAGUGAUUUUGCUGCUUCCGAUAGUGAGGGUGAUGGAGAAGAUAUUGAGGUACGUAAAAUUUUUGAAAUAAGCAUAAUUUUAAUGGGAAGUGUAGGCAAGCGCGGGUGGUUAGAUCUAGUAGACGUUCCCACGACAGUCUGGUCUACGUAACGGGAACGACCCAGAUUUAUA
Rhagoletis zephyria (snowberry fruit fly) is the source of this 1074-nucleotide messenger RNA. RefSeq names its product RNA-binding motif protein 13 (gene Rbm13). Gene Ontology annotation, biological process: maturation of 5.8S rRNA; maturation of LSU-rRNA. The record is from RefSeq and is a predicted model, not a curated record. NCBI's taxonomy places the organism in Eukaryota, Metazoa, Arthropoda, Insecta, Diptera, Tephritidae. Gene Ontology annotation, cellular component: preribosome, large subunit precursor; nucleolus.